Messenger RNA from Trichoderma gamsii, 1224 nucleotides. RefSeq lists its product as hypothetical. Gene Ontology annotation, biological process: pyrimidine nucleotide-sugar transmembrane transport. The record is from RefSeq and is a predicted model, not a curated record. Gene Ontology annotation, cellular component: intracellular membrane-bounded organelle; Golgi membrane. Lineage: Eukaryota; Fungi; Ascomycota; Sordariomycetes; Hypocreales; Hypocreaceae. The transcript is spliced from 3 exons. The coding region runs from base 1 to 1224 and encodes 407 amino acids. Gene Ontology annotation, molecular function: pyrimidine nucleotide-sugar transmembrane transporter activity.
AUGGCGGUUUCCCGAGGCACCGUGCCAUUUCUCGUGGCCAUGAUGCUCCUGACUGGCGUUUGCAAUACGCUGGUCACCAAAUACCAGGACAAGCAAUGCGUUCGCAACUGCGAUGACGAGGAUCCCGGCCACCGCAUGUAUUUCAACCAACCCGUUAUCCAGACUGCACAGAUGUUCGUCGGCGAGAUGGGCUGCUGGCUGGUAGUUGCUCUCACGGCAGCGUAUCGCCGCUUCGCAUCCAAGCGAUCUCCCGCCGCGAAUGGCUACCAGGCCAUCGGCUCCAGCCAGCCCAAUGGCGCUGACGACGAGGCCCCUGAAGACGACCAGCCAUCCGUGCUGCGCGGCUAUCGAAUCUUGCUGCUGGCCCUGCCUGCCAUCUGCGACAUCUGCGGCACUACCCUGAUGAACAUUGGUCUGCUUCUUGUUGCGGCGUCCAUCUACCAGAUGACCCGAGGCGCGCUAGUUCUCUUCGUGGGUCUGUUUAGCGUCGUAUUCCUGCGGAGGACGCUGCAUCUCUUCCAGUGGAUCUCCUUAGUGGGUGUGGUCCUGGGCGUGGCCGUUGUUGGACUUGCAGGUGCUAUCUGGCCGGACGUCAAGGCAAACAUCAUCUCUAGAGGCCUGUCUGUCAUCACGGAUUCUCCCGAUGGACUAUCCGAUGUUUCCAAGGCCGUCAUUGGCGUUACGCUGAUUGCGGGAGCCCAAAUCUUCACUGCCACCCAAUUUGUCCUGGAGGAGUAUUUACUCGAACGCUCUCCCAUUGAUCCCCUCAGGGUUGUUGGCUGGGAGGGCAUCUUUGGCUUCGUCGUCACGGUCGUAGUUAUGCUUGUACUGCACUUGGCCAUUGGUCGGACUGAGGCUGGUCGCUAUGGCUAUUUUGAUGCCGCUGAGGGACUCCGUCAAAUGUACAAUGACAGGGCAUUGCUCAUCUCCAGUGUCAUUAUCAUGAUUAGCAUUGGUGGCUUCAACUUUUUCGGAUUGUCCGUCACUCGCACUGUCAGCGCGACCUCCCGGUCUACCAUUGACACUUGCAGGACACUCUUUAUCUGGGUGGUGUCUCUUGGUCUGAGAUGGGAAUCAUUCAAGUGGCUACAAAUUGUUGGAUUUGCGCUAUUGGUAUACUCGACAUUUUUGUUCAACGGCAUCGUCCAGCCACCUCUUGAGUUUUUGCGUGUUGAUGGAGAGACCGAGGAACUUCUCCCCGAGGAGCCAAUCGAACACCAGUAA